AUGUCCGAGGACAGCAAAAACCUCGAUUCAUUUCUCAGGUUUUGCCAUCCAUCAACACUCGCAGAGGACCCUCCCCUCGGCAAUCUGACGGAUGCCCUACCUGUGCUCGCAUUUGCGAGCAAGUUCGAGAGAGAGAGAGCCUCUUCACAACCGCCAGGAAAGCACUGCUCGAAUCUGAAACCAUCCUUGCUGCUAGAAACACCCUCAAAUUUUGCAGAAGUCGCUUUUAUCACCGCAUUUGACUUUCUUGCCCUGUUGAUAUACCGCAAAACUUGCAGUAUCGUCGUACAAUCUUUAGCGAACGACUUGAGUUAUGACACUCACGGCAGGGUCCCGGAAGUACUGUAA
Molecule: messenger RNA, 348 nt
Organism: Suillus clintonianus
Lineage: Eukaryota; Fungi; Basidiomycota; Agaricomycetes; Boletales; Suillaceae
Exons: 2
Coding region: 1-348 (115 amino acids)
Source: RefSeq, a predicted model, not a curated record